AUGAGGGUUGAAAGUCCUAACAGGUAUCGAAGGAUGGUGCCAGAACGAAGAACAAAGGUCCGCUUGUGGAGUGGAACGUCCUAUUCCCGAGAGGCGAUUUCUGAGGGUCCUAGCCUCCGAAAGAGAAGGGCAAAAGAGAAGGAAAGAGGAGCUGCAUACGACCGGGGCCUAAAAAACGAACUUGAACACGCCAAAAAAGGAGCAGCCCUGCAUCGGCCAAAAAACCAAAUCUCGGCACCCUUAACUGGUGGACUCCUUCUCACUCUUGCGGGUCAGCCCUCUCGGGCAAAUCUCGUGGCACCCCUUCCGGCACCCUUUCUCUGCCCUCUGCCCCUUAGCUCCGGCAUUCCCUUUAGCCCCUUAGCAGCCCUCUGGAAAAGGCCUAAGGGUCACAGGCAGAUCUAUGCAAUCUCUCUCUAUCUAUCUCGGGACCACCAUCCAAAUCAUUCAUCUCGGGAACAGCAUCGGAAGAAGCAAAGGGGUCUGGUCUCCUUGAGUGUUCUCCGGAUUGAAAAAAGCAUAGGUCCCCCUAUCAUAGAGCAAAGGAAGAGAAGGGACGAAGUUCCCGUUGUUUCGACCGCACCUUUUCUUUUUUGGAUGCGGGAACUCGGUGAAGACUACUUAUACAUAAGCCUCUUCAGUGAGGUGCUCUUUAGAGCGGCUCUUGUUCCUAUGUGGUCCGAAAGGAAGAAGGGGGAGGGACUGAACAUUUAUGCAUUACUUAUCAACGAACGAACAGCGCCGAAGAGAGCGCCGUGUUCGAAGCAAAGAACGAUCGAAGGAUUAAUCCGGCCGGGAGAAUCUUGCAAACAAACCUCCACCGAUAAGACUGAUGACCGACGCAACAAUGGUCAAUACCAGACUAGAAGACGGAAGAGAGGAGUUACGCCCGGUAAAGCCAGAAAGAGAAAGUCUCUCCUGACCACCCGAAUCAGCAGAAGAGAUAUGACCAGAGGAAUGGAUUUUGAGAGCGACUUUUAA
Molecule: messenger RNA, 981 nt
Organism: Striga asiatica
Lineage: Eukaryota; Viridiplantae; Streptophyta; Magnoliopsida; Lamiales; Orobanchaceae
Source: the annotation of a GenBank genome assembly